AACAGUUGGUGGCGGUAUGUGCCUAUGGUGCGGAAUACGCCAAAAAUUCCAAAGAAGAAGAAGAAGGGAACGCAAUGCACCAUAGGAAGGCACCACAUAUGAUACGUAAUAAUUAGUUGGAUAGUGUGGUUUUAAAACGGGUUAUUGCAUUACAACGUACAUAACUGAAAUCUCUGUCAGACUAUCAAAUAUAUAUGAGGAGCUGAGCAAAAUACUUUUCUGACUCACUGUGAACACGUGAAUGUCACUCUGUAAACACGUGAACUGUGCUGCCCUUCACGAGCAACAAACAGCUGGAUUGGAGUAAUUUACUUGAUUUGCAGAGCUGUCAAUUCAGCCUCUGUUCUCAGACGAAACGUCUAUAAGACCAUUGUCACCAGCAGGGCAAGUGCUGUCACAGCUUGCAAGACAUACAGCCUUAACUCAGGAUGCACCCUGAUCUGUCGCCCCAUCUACAUACUGACGAGUGCAAUCAACUUAUAACACUUCUCAAACAGUGCCACAAGGAGCAUAACGUCCUCAAGUUCUUUGGCACAUGUAAUGAUGUGGACCGUGCAAUGCGGGACUGUCUCAAGAAAGAGUAUCAGGCAAAGAGGGAGCGCAGCAAGGCCCACGCAGAAGAAAUGAGACAGCGUUUAAAAGAACAACCAAAAGAGCAUCCCUAGUAUCAAACAUCGCCUCCCUUGGAGGACAAAACUACUCCAGACAUGAACUAGUUUCUGAUGUUAGGGCGCUUGGAUAAUUUAAAUCUGGAAUGCUUUUUUGUGAGGAUUAAUUUAUUUUGACCCUUGCCGUAAAUAAGGUAGUAGAGCAAGUUGAAGAUGAAACUUAAGUUUAUUUAAUAAUGUUUAAUUGCAGGCUGUGAGCUGUAUCCCAGAUGUGACCUGAUCUGGAGAGUGGGUUUGAAACUAAACAAUGUCAACAUUUUGAUUGUUUGAACUCCAAUUAAAAAAGUUCAAAAUUAACAUUGUCAUUAGCACAUUUAUUGGCAGCUUGUCUACAUUAAGAUAUUUUCAUUUAUCAAUUACUAAUACACGAAAGAGCCUACAUAUCCAGUCAGUUGAAUUUAAGAUAUUGUCAAUUAGAGAAAACCAAUAUACCAAAGAGGAUUCCAAUCAAAGUGCAUAAACAUCUCAAAAAGGGAUGUAAAUGUAACUAUUGCAAAUGCAAAUAUGGUUGCCAAUGUGAUUUUUCAUUUUUCUAAAUUAGUGCAUAUUUGGUAGAGAUUUAAAGGAAUAGUUCACCCAAAAAUGAAAAUUUGCUGAAAACGUACUCAUCCUCAGGCCAUCCAAGAUGUCAUUAAGUAAUUGAGUCACUGACUCGCAAAUGAAUCCUCUGCAGUGAAUGGGUCAGAAGGAGAGUAGAAACAG
This is a messenger RNA of Sinocyclocheilus rhinocerous, 1370 nucleotides long. RefSeq names its product COX assembly mitochondrial protein 2 homolog. The coding region runs from base 429 to 665 and encodes 78 amino acids. Lineage: Eukaryota; Metazoa; Chordata; Actinopteri; Cypriniformes; Cyprinidae. The transcript has 4 exons. Gene Ontology annotation, cellular component: mitochondrion. The record is from RefSeq and is a predicted model, not a curated record.